Molecule: messenger RNA, 3095 nt
Organism: Penaeus chinensis
Lineage: Eukaryota; Metazoa; Arthropoda; Malacostraca; Decapoda; Penaeidae
Product: calpain-B-like
Exons: 16
Coding region: 496-2625 (709 amino acids)
Biological process (GO): proteolysis
Cellular component (GO): cytoplasm
Molecular function (GO): calcium ion binding; calcium-dependent cysteine-type endopeptidase activity
Source: RefSeq, a predicted model, not a curated record
GGUGUGUUAAAAUUGUGCGUGGCCCGACCCACUGAAUAUUCGUUUAUACGGACAUGCCUAUAAACAGAAAUAAAUACAUAUCUAUCUACCUGAUAGAUAUAAAUCUAUAUAUCUUUGUGGUAGGUAUGCAUGUCCAGACUGAUAGAUAUACAUUUAUCUAUCUAUCUAUCUGGAAGGUAUGCAUUUCUGGACCGAUAGAUAUGCAUCAAUUUCUGUUUAUAUUCAUGUCCGUAUAUUGAAUAGGAUCGGGCCUUGUACACUUCUAACAAACCGACAGUCUCUUUUAUUUUCUAUAUACACCCAGGUGAAAAAAUAAAAGUGAAAGGAAAGAAGUAGCGAUAACAGAUAAGAAAGACUGUGUUCUUCCGUUGUUAUGAGUCAUUGUUCUCAAUAAGAUAAGAUUAGAAUAUAAAUAAAAUGGAUUUGGUUUACUCGGUUGCAUGAAUUCUGUCGUGGUUCUUGCACAUUCAGAAUUGACUCGACGCUGACAGAGAGAUGCCAACGAGGGUGCCAAACCGGAGCUCAUUGAGGCUGUUCAAAGGCCAGAACUACAGGAAGCUGAAGGCAAAAUGUCUGUCUGUAGGAGAGCUUUUCCUUGACACUGAAUUCCCUGCCGAUGCGUCUUCUCUCGGUUUUGAAAAGGCAGUGGAAUGGAAAAGGCCAACAGAAUUGGUCGCAUCUCCGCAGUUUGUGAAGAGUAUGAGCAGAUUUUCAGUAAAACAGGGAGAGCUAGGCAACUGCUGGUUCUUAUCAGCCCUCUCCGCCAUCACCCAAAACCCAGGCCUGUUGUAUCGUGUUGUGCCUGGCGAUCAGGACUUCGCUGAUAACUAUGCGGGAAUCUUUCAUUUCAGGUUCUGGCAGGGAGGUCAGUGGGUGGACGUCGUUAUCGAUGACCGGCUGCCUGUCGUCUGCGGGGCAAUACUGUGCUUCACGAGUUCGAGAGACGACGAUGAGUUCUGGUCGGCGUUGCUCGAGAAGGCUUAUGCCAAGCUCCACGGCUCGUACGGCGCCUUGGACACCGGCAAGAGCUUCGAGGCGACGGAGGACCUGACGGGGGGCGUGACGGAGCGGUUUCUGCUGCGUCGCGAGGACCUCCUGACGCCGACGCCGACGAACCUCUUCUCCGUCGUCGCCAAAGCCAGGCAGCGGGGGUCGCUCGUCACCUGCAGCAUCUCGGAGACCCGAGAGACACCGAUGGAGGAUGGACUCGUCAAGGGCCACGCCUACAGUGUCACGGGGGCGCGGCGCUUCAGGGUCAAUGCUCCUCGAAGACCCUACGUGGAGCUCCUGCGUCUGAGGAAUCCCUGGGGGGACGAGACGGAGUGGAGAGGGAUGUGGAGUGACGGCUGCGAGGAGUGGAAUUUGAUCCCGAAAUCCGAAAGAGACAAACUCCAGCUUAGCAUCGAAGCGGACGGAGAGUUCUGGAUAUCAUUCAGUGAUUUCGCAGAGAACUUCGACGAGCUGUCCAUCACAAGCCUGAACCCCACCACCGUCAACGAGGAGGCCAAGGAGCAUCUCAUCACCAUGGCCGACGUAGUGACCGAGGCCGUCCUCCACUCCGAGGUCAUAAAGGCAGCCGAGGUCAAUGCCGUGAAGGUGUGGGAGGUCGUUGCCUUUGACGGCGCUUGGGUCCGCAACGCCACGGCAGGAGGCGGAAAUACGAGAGAUAGAGUGUUCUGCAGCAAUCCUCAAUACAUACUUGAGCUGACAGAAGCUGACGACAGCGCGGAGGAAGAAGGCACUUGCGCUGCCAUAGUGACCCUUAUGCAGAAGAACAGAAGGGCCAAUCAGCUACCCAUUCACCCCAUUGGGUUUUUUAUUUAUAAGCUCGGAGAAGGAGAGAAAAUUCCCAACCCACUCACCGUCUCUUGGCUGAGGCUGAACGUACCCUAUUUUUACACCAGGACCUUCUCAAAGACACGUACUGUGACCCACCGCCUCACCCUCAGCCCCGGCAGGUACCUGGUCAUUCCUUGCACGCCCACACCGGACCAAGAGGCAGAGUUCCUCCUUCGGGUUUUCUGUGAGAAGCUCGCUAAGAUGGAGGAGUAUGACGAGGAGGCCCAGAUUCUCGACAUUGCUGAAGAGUCUGAGGACGAGGUAGACCAUGCCAUCGAGGACCACCUGCGUGUCGUGUUCCGAGAGUCAGCUGGGGACGCCAACGAGGUCGAGGCUGUCAAGUUACAGUGCAUGCUAGACCAGCUCUUCCCUUCUGCAGGUUUUGCUGACUCGCUGGACUUCACCCGGAGCCUCCUCGCCAUGAUAGACGUCGACUUCUCCGGGACUGUCAGUUUUUAUGAAUUCGAAGCCCUGGUCUCUUCCCUCAGGCGCUGGGUGAGAGUCUACAACGAGAGGAAGGACGAGGAGAACGAUCUCCUUUCGGGUCACUCGUGGGGCCUCGGCGACGCGCUCAGGGACCUCGGCCUCCAGAUCCCGCGCCGCAUCCGGGCCCUCGUGGUGGUGCGCUACGGCGACCUGCAGGGACACAUCGCCCUCAGGGACUUCCUCAUGGCCACCUGCAGGAUCUCUGUCAUGUUGGUGAGAUUCGAGGCCCAUCGUGUAGAGAACGACCAGCACGCGAAAAUCCCUUUAACAGACUGGCUCGCAAAUACCCUCUACUGCUGAGAUAAAUUAUAUACUCCUAUGUGACGAAAUGUGUAGCUUUACGUGAUAAAAAACUAUCCACUUAAAUUAAGUAUAUUAAUGUAACAACAUGACUUAUCCAUCCAAAUUAGGUACACUUAUUCACCAAAAUUAUGUAAACUUAUUCACCAAAAUUAUGUAAACUUAUUCACCGAAAUUAUGUAAAUUUAUCCACCAAAAUUAUGUAAACUUAUCCACCAAAAUUAUGUAAAUUUAUCCACCAAAAUUAUAUAAACUUAUCCAUCCAAAUUAUGUACACAAAUGCACAGAAAUUACGUACACUUAUAAACCCAAAUUACGUACACUUAUUCAUCAAACUGAUGUACACUUAUCCACCCACAUUAUAUACACUUAUCCACCCAAAUCAUGUACACUUGUCCCAAAAAAUAAAUAUAUACUUAUCCACCCAAAUUAAGUAGCCUUAUGUAAAUGGCAUGGAUCCUUGCGUAGAA